This is a messenger RNA of Ricinus communis (castor bean), 1965 nucleotides long. RefSeq lists its product as uncharacterized. The transcript has 6 exons. Lineage: Eukaryota; Viridiplantae; Streptophyta; Magnoliopsida; Malpighiales; Euphorbiaceae. The coding region runs from base 133 to 1785 and encodes 550 amino acids. The record is from RefSeq and is a predicted model, not a curated record.
AUAAUUGAAUUUCAAAGUAACAACUCUCUCUUUCUCUAUUAUCGCCUAUCAUUUCUCAGCCUCUAUUCUGAAUUUUGAAUUAAGACUCUCUCUUUCUCUCUCUAAAGUCUGUUUCUCUCUCUCUCCAAAAAAAUGGGUUCGGGCAGCAGUCGAAUGGGUCGGCGCCCAUCACGAGCCCGAGUGAAUCGCAGCAGCAGCAACUUCUUCUCUUCUCUCCUCUGCGGUGGCUCCUCUUCUCGCGAUUCUCUUCAGAUGGAAAAUUAUCCAGAUGAGAUUCGUAUGAGUUCUGCUGAACAUUGUGAUCUGAUCACCAAUGAGAUUUGGAAUCCUGCAGAGGAAUCUUCUUUCCUUUCUGAUACAAGAACAGGGUCCACCAGCUCUGUUGCUGAAACUGGUGCAUCAUCUGGAAGCAAAAGCGCUACCAGUGAGGGAACUUCUGCUGAAGAUGGUUUUAGAAAUACUGAAACAAGUAAUUUGCAGAAAUGCUUGUCUGAGAGUAAGGAGUUAAUUGCUCCAUAUCAGGUAAGUGAUAGUUAUAGUCGCGAUGAAUUUUGUAGGAAUAGAAGUAGUGCUGAAGCUACUACUUCAUUUAAAGAUCAAGAAUCUUCAAAUCCUGUCUCUCUAAAUGUUUCGGCUAACAAAGAUGCAGCCAAUUGCAUUGACAAUUCAGAGAACAAGGGUGUUUCUCAGAUCUCUCCCAACAACAUGCAUCCAAGCAGUUCAUCUUCUCAAGAGCUUGGAGAUUCUCGUGUUGAUGGCACAUCUGUGGAGACACACAUGGAUGAAGCAACAGGCGCGUUUAAUUCUGAUCCUGUGUCUCGUAGGUCUGAUGUUCCGGUAACUCAUCACUCUCUAGGAGAUGAAUCUUUACAAGAAGCUAUACCUUCAGGUUUAGGAUUUCUUGUGGCCAAUAGGGAACAGGGUCAGGGAGAUGAGAGUGUGCUUCAUGUAGAUGUGGUAAGCAUCUCUUCCAGCAUUUCGUCUAGUAGCAAUGCUGAUACAAGUACUCGUGAGGCCAGAAGGAACAGUAGAAGACUGUUUUGGGAUGCAUUUUCAAGACGUAGUUCUAGAAGGCAUCUUGAUUCUCCAACCAUUGUUUUCUCAACGGACAAUAACGAUGAUCUACUAUCUCAUGAAAGAUGGCUCCUAGAUUUCAGUGGUGAUAUGUUUGAUGAUGGGAUAGGCGGUGAUUCUGGCUAUCUGGGCAGUAGAAUCCACAGCUUGAAUGGACGAAGAAGACACUCAAGAUCUGAGAUAUGGGAAAGACUUCGUGGUGGCCUUGAUGAGCACGGUCGAAGAACUACAUUAUGUCCAUCUGGACUCCAUCCCUAUGGUAUAUGUUCAUGCGAAUCAUUCUCAACGACAGAGGAGACUAGUACUCGUGCAAGUAUAUCGCGAAUAGUUAUGCUAGCAGAAGCUCUAUUUGAGGUUUUGGAUGAAAUUCAUCGUCAGCCAGUCUCACUUUCCCUAUCAAUGAUGUCACUUCCUGCCCCGGAAUCCGUUGUUGACGCCUUCCCUAUUAGAAACCACAAAAAAGAGGACAAAGUUGUGGGCAGUGAUGAUGUUGAACAGUGUUACAUUUGUCUGGCCGAGUACGAGGAAGGAGACAAAAUAAGAGUUCUUCCCUGCCACCACGAGUAUCACAUGGCCUGUGUUGAUAAAUGGCUCAAAGAGAUACACGGGGUAUGCCCACUCUGCCGAGGAGAUGUUCGUCAGGGUACCAAUGAUCAUUCUGUCUCUUGCAGCGAGUCAUCUGCCCCUAAUUCAGAAAUCCCUUCUAUUUGAUGUGGAAGUGUAAAUGUUGUAAAUAUUAACCUUUGUUUUACUUCUCCUUUCCCUCAUUUCCCCCUCUUUUGGCUAGGCUCUAGCAAAAAGUUUUUAAAUUUCUUAUGCUGUAGCAUCAUAUCCUGGAGAUAUCAUUAUGUAGAAUUUUAUAGAAAAGCAAUUAAAGAAAGCAAGGUUUUA